AUGAAUCAAGGCAGUUUAUCUGGAGUUAAAAUUGAGAACAGUGGACCAGCCACUGGAAAUCAUUCACCAAUGGCUUCAUAUGGUAAUGCUCAUCAAGGAUAUGGGAAUGUUCUACACCCUGAGAUAAUUGACAUCAAGGGAUUGGAAUCAGAAUUGGGAAAGCUGAAUCAAUCGGAUUUUCCUACCAUCUGCAAACUUGUCAAGCAGGAAUUACAACGAAUCAAGACUGGCGAGCGAGAUGUUCCUCGCUUCUUAGAUGUAAGAAGUGUUCGAGAUACUAAAGCCAUUGUGAAGGUAUAUCUUCCUGCCGAUGAAUUUCCACAUGUCAAUUUUGCUGGGAAGUUGCUGGGUCCUAAAGGAACAACUCUGAAACGUCUCCAAGAGGAAACAAUGACCAAAAUGGCAGUGUGUGGUCGAGGGUCUAUGCGUAAUAACAAGGCAAAGGAAGAUGAACUGAGGAGGACUGGUGAUAAUAAAUUUGCCCAUUUGAAUGAUCCUUUGCAUGUUUCCGUCAUGGCUUAUGCUCCACCCGUAGAGGCAUAUGCCCGCAUUGCAUAUGCAUUGGCUGAACUGGCUCCUUUCAUGUAUCCAGAGCCAGGAGAAAUGAUGAUGAUGCAGAAACCACCAGGAAUGAUGAAUCAGGGUGGUCCACCACGAAUGAUGGGUCCACGACCGAUGGGACCUGGUCCUAUGCCUCAGCAUCCACAAGGGCCUGGUUUUGGGAUGGGUAUGCCCAAUCCCGGGCCAGGACUUGUUGGACCAAGGCCAGUGAAUCCAAUGAUGUCACAAAGGCCACCACCUCCUGCACCAAUGAACCACAUGGGCAUGGGCCCUGGGGCAGGCAUGCCUAAUCCCAUUCGACCAGGUGGGUAUGAAUAUGCUCCAAAUGCAUCUUACAUGGGCUCUGGGUAUGGUGAAGGAUAUGGAAUGGAGGCUGAUGGUACUGGAAGAGGAAUGAAGGUUCCAUCCUCAGUUGUUCCAAACUUCAGGAUGAAUCCCUACUGAUGUCAGUGUGAGUUGACUGACAUUUGUAUGUGUGAACAUAACCUCUGCACAUUUUUUCAUUUACUCUUGAGCCUUCCUGAUCAGAUUCAGCAUUUCAAUAUGUCUCUCCUCUGAGCAUUCCCAGAUUUACAAUAUAUUAGUUUUCCUUUUGCUGUUUUGCCACACUUGUGACAUCACUUUCUAAAUCCAUAGCAAUAGAAACAUGACUGGUAUUGUUACAGUGACUGGUAUUGUUAUGGCUUCUUUCUGCUCUAUAUAGGAAAAUCAACUUUUUUUUCAUGUUGUUCUUGUGAACUUCACUGUAAUAAAUGAAUCC
Messenger RNA from Darwinula stevensoni, 1321 nucleotides. Lineage: Eukaryota; Metazoa; Arthropoda; Ostracoda; Podocopida; Darwinulidae. The record is from the annotation of a GenBank genome assembly.